AUGUGCAGAGCCUUCCCCUCCACUCUGAAGGGGGCAGCGCGUCAAUGGUUUUCUCAUCUUUCACCACGAUCUCUCUCUAAUUUCAUAGCCCUAGGCCGGGCCUUCUUGGCUCACUUCGUGAGCAGCAGGGUACACAAGAAGACAGCCGCCAAUCUUUUGGCUAUAAAGCAGCAAUCAGAAGAAUCCAUCAGAAGUUUUCUUACAAGAUUUAAUAAAGAAGCCCUGCAGGUGCAAAACUUGGAUCCAAUGGUGAAGUUUCAAGCUCUGCGAAGUGGAAUCCGGGAUACAGAGUUGAAAAAGUCAUUAAUCAUAGAUGAACCAGGAGAUAUGUAUGAACUGUUCUCAAGAUGUGAAAAGUAUAUCAACUUGGCUAAAGUCCUUGCGGCAGAAAGAGAAGACAAAACCGAGAAGAAAGCUCAGGAGAAGAAGGAAGAAAUCCCCCGAGAGGCCGGCGCGAAGCGCAAUCGAGAUGACAUAGAUGGAAAGAAAAUGAGAGAUGAUAGGAAAGCUUGGGUUCCUAGGGCUAUAGAUCGAGAAUCUGAGCCAAGCUAUACUGCCCUGACCCACGCCCGGGCACAUAUAUUAAACAAAAUCAAAGAUCAGAUGACACUACGCUGGCCAGCCAAAAUGGUCAAGCCAGCCCACGAGCGCAACAAGAAUAAGUACUACCAUUUUCACCAAGAUCAUGGUCACGAUAUCGAGGAAUGCAAACAGUUAAAGGACGAGAUAGAGGCACUCAUCCAGAGAGGGCAUCUCAAUCGAUUCUUCAAGAAAGAGGCAAAUGAUCGAAGGACAGAUUAUCGAGCUCGAGAGCCCGAGGGAAGGCAGAGAUCACCCCCUAAGGCUGAUAAAGAAGAACUCCCCCGAGGUAAACUCCAUACUAAGAAUGCACCAAUGAGAGAGAUCACAACCAUAUUUGGUGGACCUGGCAUGGGGGGAGAAACCUCAUACUCCCGAAAGCAAUAUGCACGGAAUGUACUCCAAAUCGAGACUACGGCCAAGAGGAGGAGAGCUACUUAUCCUAUAACAUUCUUUAACGAAGACUUGGCAGAUAUACAGACGCCCCACGACAAUGCCCUAGUGAUUAAGAUGGUAAUCGCUAACUGCGUGGUAGGGAGGAUCUUGGUGGACAAUGGGAGUUCAGUUGAUAUCCUAUAUUAUGAUGCAUUUGAAAAGAUGCUCCUGAAAUCCGAGAUGUUGAAAAGAGUGGAAUCCCCUCUGUACGGGUUCAAUGGAGCCCCUAUCCAGGUCGAAGGAUCGAUCGAACUGCUGGUCACGGUGGGGAUAGAACCUAAACUCUCUACCGUGAUGAUGAAUUUUUUGGUGGUAAAGGUGAAUUCCGCGCAUAAUGGGAUAUUGGGAUGUCUUGGUCUCAACGCUCUGCGGGCAGUGGUUUCCACCCCCCAUUUAGUCAUGAAGUUCCCAACUGAUCACAAGGUUGGGGAAUGUCAAGGAAGCCAAGUGAUGGUCCGUCGUUGCUAUGAAGGAUAUCUAAGGGCCAGAGGGAAGGAGCCACAAAUGAACCUAAUCCAUUUGGAUGAUAAUCGAGCUAUCAAAGAGCCAGAAAGGAGUGAACCAGCUAAGGACCAAGCUCCCGUGGAGAUAGUAGAAGGGGACGCCAUGCGUAUUGUCCAGAUAGGAGCAAACCUGACCGGCGAAAGGAAAACCGACCUCAUAAACUUUUUGAGAGCUAACGUGGAUGUAUUCAUCUGGUCUGUUGCUGACAUGCCAGUGAUAGACAGAAAGAUAGCUGAACAUAAGCUCAGUGUUUAUCCCAAUGCCAAACCAGUAUUCCAGAAGAAGAGAACCUUUGCACUAGAGCGAUAA
Telopea speciosissima is the source of this 1827-nucleotide messenger RNA. RefSeq lists its product as uncharacterized. The record is from RefSeq and is a predicted model, not a curated record. NCBI's taxonomy places the organism in Eukaryota, Viridiplantae, Streptophyta, Magnoliopsida, Proteales, Proteaceae. The coding region runs from base 1 to 1827 and encodes 608 amino acids. The transcript has a single exon.